Messenger RNA from Mesorhabditis spiculigera, 453 nucleotides. The record is from the annotation of a GenBank genome assembly. Lineage: Eukaryota; Metazoa; Nematoda; Chromadorea; Rhabditida; Rhabditidae.
AUGAAACGGGUAUCGAAGGAGAAAAUUCGACAAUUGAUUGACGCUGCCAGCAAUUCAAAACACAUCGAAAGCCUCAGCCUGUCAAACACUGCUAUUGCCGAUACGGAGGCUCGGUGCAUAGAGAAGAUGCUCGAAAACUCGCCGUCACUCAAAGUGCUCAACGUCGAAUCGAAUUUCAUUACCCCGGAAAUGCUGGCUAGGCUUCUGAAAGCGACGCUGAAGACGCAAUCCGUCAUCGAAUUCCACGCCGAGAAUCAGAGACAAGGCGUAUUGGGCAUCCAAAUUGAAAUGGACAUGAUGAUGACGAUCGAAGAGAACGAGAGCCUGCUCCGAGUCGGUGUUGCAUUCCAGUCAAUGGAAGCCAGGCAUCGUGUCUCAGAAGCACUCGAGAGGAAUUAUGAACGAUUGCGUGUCCGACGGCGAGAGAACAACGAUCCUACAGCAACGUCGAAG